CGCCACACGCGAUCCAUAAAUAGAUAGGAGGGACGUAGCCCAUUGGUAUCCCCGUCUCUGUGUUCAAUCACCCUCUCUCUCCUCUUCUUCCCUCGCGCGCUCUUUGUUUCUGCCGCUAUGGGUACCAAGUCUUUCCUUGUUUAUCUUCUAUCUGGUUUCGCGGUGGUCAUUUCCUAUGCCUUCUUCUCCACCAUCACCACCACCAAUGAGACUUCAUCCGUUCUAGGAUUCAAUGGAUCGCUCAGCUCUACAGAAAAGCAAGAGAUUGGUGGAUUCGGUUCGGCCCUCGGCCGGUCCACCAGAGUUUGGCCGGAUUUGGAGUUUAGUUGGAGGAUAGUGGUCGUCAGCGUGAUUGGUUUCCUUGGAUCUGCUUUUGGAACAGUUGGUGGCGUUGGUGGCGGUGGCAUUUUUGUUCCCAUGCUUAAUUUGAUCCUUGGUUUUGAUGCUAAAUCUGCGGCUGCUCUCUCUAAAUGUAUGAUCAUGGGAGCAUCGGCUUCAUCAGUCUGGUACAACCUAAGGGUUCCUCAUCCAUGUAGAGAUGUACCCAUCUUAGACUAUGAUUUAGCUCUCCUUUUCCAGCCUAUGCUCAUGUUGGGAAUAACAAUCGGUGUUGCCCUCAGUGUCGUCUUUCCCUACUGGCUCAUCACUAUCUUGAUCAUCAUACUUUUUAUUGGUACGUCCUCUAGGUCUUUCUGCAAAGCAAUACAGAUGUGGAAUCAGGAGACGAUCAUGAAGGCUGAAGCCGAUCUCAAGGAGCCUCUCACCAAUCCGGAGACGCAAGUUAAAGUUGAUGACGACUCUGAGCAGCUGGUAGUGCCCCAUGUGAAAAGUGGCCUGGAAAUAAUAUGCUUCAACCUAAGUUUGAAAGGACUACUCGUUCUGAUGGUUGUCUGGGUUUCAUUUGUUCUGAUACAGAUAACCAAGAAUGAUUCAAGGGACUGCAGCCCUCUAUAUUGGGUACUCAACCUCUUGCAGUUUCCUGUGGCACUCUCCGUGUUCAUAUACGAGGCUGUGAAACUAUGCAAGGAGGGUAGGAGAAGAAGGAAAUGCGGGAACACGGAGUCAGUAUGUGAAGCUUCUAUCGAAUGGACUCCAAUCCAGUUAAUUUUCUGUGCAUUAUGUGGCAUCCUUGGGGGCACGGUUGGUGGGCUUUUGGGCUCUGGUGGCGGAUUCAUACUGGGACCUCUUCUGCUCGAACUUGGUGUUAUCCCUCAGGUUGCCAGUGCAACGGCAACGUUCGUUAUGAUGUUCUCUUCGUCGCUUUCUGUCGUGGAAUUUUAUUUCCUCCACAGAUUCCCCAUUCCUUAUGCACUCUAUCUUACAGGGGUGUCAAUUAUUGCUGGGUUUUUUGGGCAGUACUUUGUGAGGAAGCUGGUGACCAUUCUUGGGAGGGCCUCUAUCAUAAUAUUCAUCUUAUCAUCUGUCAUUUUCUUAAGCGCACUCGUAAUGGGCAUCGUUGGCAUCGACAAGAGCAUUGUGAUGAUCCAGAAUCACGAAUACAUGGGAUUUUUGAGCAUCUGUGGUAGCUCUUAGAAAGCGCAGCAGCAAUCAUCGCCUCGUUGUGUACCAUACGGGUUUAUCUUGUGGUUAAUGCAGGAUAUGGUCAAGUAACUAUUGACCUAUCCUGGUAAAUUCAAAAUAAAUCUCCUUAAUUUAUUGUAUGUAGGGAUUGAAGAUAUCAGUACCUAGCUGAUCUUCUUCCCCAUCUAGGAAGCUCAAUUUUAUUAUGUAGAUUUAGUUAGUGCAGGAGCUGGUUAAUGUCUAAUUGACCUGCCUGCAAGUUCUUGAAUAAGUCACUUGAUACGUGAUACAAAUGUUCAGUCUUCUGGGGCUUGGUUGCAUCAGUGUGUAGCUGAUCUCCUUCCCCGCCUCAUAUUGGAAGUAAGAUCUGUUUCAUUUUGCAGUA
Nymphaea colorata (pocket water lily) is the source of this 1906-nucleotide messenger RNA. Its product is annotated as sulfite exporter TauE/SafE family protein 4-like. The record is from RefSeq and is a predicted model, not a curated record. Lineage: Eukaryota; Viridiplantae; Streptophyta; Magnoliopsida; Nymphaeales; Nymphaeaceae. Gene Ontology annotation, biological process: protein ubiquitination. Gene Ontology annotation, cellular component: membrane; Cul4A-RING E3 ubiquitin ligase complex. The transcript is spliced from 12 exons. Bases 118 to 1533 code for a protein of 471 amino acids.